This is a messenger RNA of Labrus bergylta (ballan wrasse), 493 nucleotides long. NCBI's taxonomy places the organism in Eukaryota, Metazoa, Chordata, Actinopteri, Labriformes, Labridae. The record is from RefSeq and is a predicted model, not a curated record.
CACCUCUGUACACGAUAAUUUCCCAGCAUUCCUUUCGCGCUUCCUUUCCCUCCAUCUUUCUCCUCACAGUGACGGUGGACUCACCUGGAGAAGACUGACCAUGCCUGGAAGACUGUGGAGUAAGGCCAUCUUCACCGGAUACAAACGCGGUCUGAGGAACCAGCGUGAGCACACGGCGCUGCUGAAGCUGGAGGGAUGUUACACCAGAGACGAGGUGGACUUCUACCUGGGCAAACGCUGCGCCUACGUCUACAAGGCCAAGAAGAACACGGUGACGCCGGGCGGGAAACCCAAUAAGACCCGUGUGAUCUGGGGAAAGGUGACCCGCGCUCACGGCAGCAGCGGGAUGGUCCGCGCCAAAUUCAGCAGCAACCUUCCAGCGAAAGCCAUCGGACACAGAAUCAGAGUGAUGCUGUAUCCCUCUCGGGUGUGACGAGGACCUUUCUGAUGAGCUUUGUACAGAAAAAAUAAAGUGAUGAUGUCACACCUCAAA